Messenger RNA from Menidia menidia (Atlantic silverside), 6482 nucleotides. NCBI's taxonomy places the organism in Eukaryota, Metazoa, Chordata, Actinopteri, Atheriniformes, Atherinopsidae. The record is from the annotation of a GenBank genome assembly.
CUGCCUAACUGCUCUGGUGCCGGGGGCUGGUCAAAGUUCAACAAGAAACUUCCGGAGUCGAUCGUCUUUCAAAGACACUGGUCUGCUCAGAGCAACUGUCACAAGCAGGUGAAGCUUUCUCCUUUUCCUGAGGAGGCAAACGUUUACAUUCUUGCGUUUGGUGUGUUAACAGAGAUGGAGCUGAAAUCAAGCUUCCGUGACAGGCAGCAAUUCAGCAUCCCUGUGACUUUGGCGUGCGUGUUCCCCGCUGCGCGCAGCGGGCCGGGAGUGUGUUUCUUUAAGAAUGUAAGUGGAAACGGAACCCGGAGCGCGGAGAGGGGAGCUGAGAGCGGAGCUCUGUGUGUCUGCCUGGGAGCGGACGGACCGGGACAGAGAGCGGCCAGUCCAGAGCCGUCUAUGACUGGGAGCUGUUUGUGGUCGACCGGGCUGCUUCUGCUGGCUGCGGGUGUGGAGAUUGCUGUGUGGGCCAACGAUGGGGAUGCAGUGUUUAUAAGGGAAUUCACACUGAUCCGACGAGAUCACCUUCCUGAAGAGCCUUUCCAUGAUGUGAGCCAAAAACCAGAAGAUCUGAGCUCACGGACAGCCCGCUCAGAGGAGGACAGGGACACGCUGUGGGACGCCUGGGGCUCUUGGAGCGAAUGCUCUCGUACUUGUGGCGGUGGAGCCUCCUACUCUUUAAGACGAUGCCUCAGCUCCAAAACCUGCGAGGGGCAGAAUAUCAAAUAUCGCACAUGCAGUAAUGUGGACUGCCCUCCAGAUGCUGGUGACUUCCGGGCCCAGCAGUGUUCAGCUCAUGCAGAUGUGCAAUACCAGGGUCAAUUCCAUGAAUGGCUGCCUGUGUACAAUGAUCCAGACAACCCCUGCUCUCUAAAGUGUAAACCCAAGGGCUCGGACCUUGUGGCAGAGCUGGCGCCCAAAGUCCUGGAUGGAACACGCUGUUACACUGAAUCUUUGGACAUGUGCAUCAGUGGCGUGUGCCAGAUUGUAGGCUGUGAUCAUGAGUUGGGGAGUGCUGCAAAGGAAGACAACUGCGGUGUUUGCAAUGGAGAUGGCUCAUCCUGCAGGCUGGUGCGAGGGCAGUACAAAUCCCAGCACGCUUCAGGGAAAACUGAGGACACAGUGGUCAUCAUCCCCUAUAAGAGUCGUCAUGUUCGCUUAGUCCUGAAAGGCCCGGAUCACUUGUAUGUAGAGAGUAAAACACUAGAGGGAGAAAAAAGUGAAUUGAUGUUGGACAAAUCAGGUCAGUACCACCUGGAGAAUACCAUCCUGGACUACCAGAAGCUUUCAGAUAAAGAAGUCCUGAGAAUGACUGGCCCCCUCGGAGCUGAUUUCACAGUCAAUGUGCAAUUUGCCAGUGGAGCAGAUAGUGUGGUCCAGUACAUUUACUAUCAACCCAUCGUCCAUCGCUGGAGAGAGACAGACUUCUUCCCCUGCUCUGUCACAUGCGGUGGAGGUUACCAGCUAACGUCUGCAGAGUGCUUUGAUCUGAGGAGCGGCCGAGUGGUGGUGGACCAGUAUUGCCAUUAUUACCCAGAAAACAUCAAACCCAAACCCAAACUGCAGGAGUGCAACAUGGAGCCCUGCCUGGACAGUGAUGGCUACAAGGAAAUCAUGCCUUAUGACCUUUACCACCCUCUGCCUCGCUGGGAGAGCAGUCCCUGGACCGCCUGCUCCUCCUCCUGCGGUGGGGGCAUCCAGAGCCGCUCGGUGUCGUGUGUGGAAGAGGAUAUGCAGGGAAACAUAACUCCUACAGAGGAGUGGAAGUGUCUCUACUCUCCAAAGACAGCAAUUCUGCAGCCCUGCAAUGAUUUCGAGUGCCCCACCUGGCUGGCGCAGGAGUGGUCACCUUGCACAGUGACCUGUGGUCAGGGUCUACGCUAUAGGGUGGUGUUAUGCAUCGAUCACAGGGGACUCCACGCUGGAGGCUGCAGUCCUACCACCAAACCCCACAUCAAGGAGGAGUGUCUGGUUACAGUGCCCUGCUACAAGUCCAUUGAUACACUCCCUGUUGAAGCAAAACCAAUGUGGCAGAAGCAGGCAAUAGAGUUGGAGGAGGAGGUGACUGUGACAGAGGAACCAACUUUCAUUCCUGGUCCCUGGCAGUCGUGCAGCAGGACAUGCGGUGCUGGGACACAGCAACGGACCGUCAAAUGCCAGGUGUUGCUGUCUUUCUCCCAGACUGUUGCAGACCUGCCCGAUGAUGAAUGCGAGGGGGUAAAACCUGAUUCAAGCCAGCCUUGCUAUCGUACUCCGUGCUCUGGAGGAUUGGGUCACGGAGGAGAAGAUGAAGAAAAGGAGGAAGACCACGAAGAGGUCAAGAAACAACAAAGAGAGGAACUACACGACUGGGAGUAUGAGGGCUUUACGGAGUGCUCAGAGAGUUGCGGUGGAGGGGUGCAGGAGGCUGUGGUCAUCUGCCUGAACAAACAGACCAGGGAGGCUGCUGACCAUAAUCUCUGUGUCAGCGCCCGCCGGCCCCCAUCACUUCUACAGGACUGCAAAACUCAGCCGUGCCCACCCAGGUGGGAAACAGGGGAGUGGAGCUCAUGCUCGGCAACCUGUGGGGUUGGCCUGAUGACACGCAAAGUAGUAUGUUCCCAUCGACCCUCUCGAGACAGCAACAACACCGUUGUUCUUCGGCACGAGGACUGCCCGAACACCCAGCCCAGGCCCGUCCAAGCCUGUAACCGCUUUGACUGCCCCCCUAUGUGGGACACACAUGACUGGGGACGGUGCUCACAGAGCUGUGGUGGUGGAGUUCAGAGGAGGCGUGUGCUAUGCAAACAGCGAUUAUCAGAUGGAAGCAUCCUGGAGCUGCCUGACACCUUUUGCCCCUCCAAAAGCCCUGAAAACCAGCAGCCAUGUGGCAAGCAGGCCUGCCCACCUCAGUGGGUCACAACUAAUUGGUCCCAGUGUUCCGUGUCCUGUGGACAUGGCAUUCAGACUCUACAAGCUUCCUGCCAGCAGCAUGGAGAAAAUGGACAGUAUUGGACUACAGACCCUAAGAACUGCUCCAUGAUGCCACGACCCAUCAGAAUCCGGCCAUGCUUUCCAAGGCACUGCGAAAACUCCCUGAAAGCUGAUCCCACCAUACUGGCCCAAAGGAAGGUUUAUAUCCAGUGGAGGAAGGGAAAAAAGGUGCAUUUAGUUGUGGGAGGGUAUGCCUACCUCUUACCCUGGUCAACCGUGGUCCUUCGCUGUCCAACCCACCGCUUCCGCAAAGGGCACAUUAAGUGGCUUAAGGAAGGGAAACCUCUGGUAACCCUCCCACACCUCUCCAUAAAAUCACAGGGGUAUGUGAAAAUUCAGCCAAUUCAUCCGUCUGACGCUGGGAUUUACACAUGCAUCGCAGGCCAGGCACAAGAACACUUUGUCCUACAGAUCAUUGGCAGCAAGCAAAAGCUCUCCGUUCCUGAGUCAUGGCUGCUUGACAGUGGUCAAAAUAAGGCUUGGCAGCCUGAUGUUGCCGCAACUGCUGGAAGAUUUCAGGAGAUAGCCAUCUCCCUCAACAAAUAUGACAACCUCGUAGAGCGUUUACUUCAGCUCAAAGGCUCCAUCAGCGACGAGAAAAAACAUUCAGACAAACCUUUUGCUAGUGAAAAGAACAGGUCAACUCAAGAGGAUGAGAGGGCAAGUGAGGAACAUUCCAUCCCCACCCUGCUCAUUGCUGAUAGCCACAUGCUAGAUGAGAUCAUUCACAACCUCUCUGAAGACCCUGAAGGUCCACAAGGAGAACAACUCAUUGCUCAUCUGUUCAGUAGGCUCACGAUGACCAAAGGUGAAACCAAUGAGUCUACCCUUCAUCCUCCGGAAAGCGCAGAAUCUUCCACACAAGGACCACUCCUUUACAAGCCAAACACCAAAAGCCACGCAUCCAAAGGUAGAAAACCAAUAAUAAUCCAGCGGCCGAAGAAGGUUGGUGUGGUCCCACAGUCUCAAAUCUUUUAUGUGGGAGGGCCAAUUUUUCUUCAGAAACCAGUGGCUAUGUUGGAAUUAAGAUGUGAGGCUCUGGGGGACCCUCAACCAUCCAUAACAUGGACAAGAACUGGAAAGCAGUUACUGUUCAGUGGAAGAGUAGCCUUGUUGCCCAAUGGUUCAAUGAGGAUUCAGUCUCCAGGAAAAGGAGAUGAGGGUUUGUACACAUGUACUGCCAGAAAUCAUCUUGGAAGCACAUCUCUUUCAUCGUGGCUGCACAUUCCAGGUGGAAAAGGAAGAAGCUGUGCCCACAGUCACAGCAAUGCAAGAAGUGGAGCGCCUUGUCCUGAGAGGAGUAACAGCAGUCAGUCAGUUAAGAUGUGCAGAGGACCAGCCUGCUCCCUCAGAUGGCAGGUGGAUGCUUGGUCACCCUGUUCAGCCACUUGUGGAGGUGGAUCCCAGUCAAGAAAUGUCCGCUGCAUGAAGGGCUCUGACGUUGGUUUAAAGGAGGUAGAGGGCAGACAGUGCCUUAAACUGGGGAGACAGCCCUCUAAUGCCAGACCCUGCAACAUUCUCCCCUGUGCCAGAUGGGCUGCAACUCCUUGGGGGCUGUGUCAUGGCCAGUGUGUGGGUCCCAGUUUGGCUACACAGCACCGAUACGUUUACUGCCAAGACAAGAAUGGUACUAAGGUUACCUCUAGGAUGUGCUUUGGGCUCAGGAGACCGAGCUCCCUGAAGAACUGCUCCACAGAGGCCUGUGCCCUGCACUGGCAUGUUGGGCCAUGGACACAGUGCACUGCCUCCUGUGGGCGGCAUGGCUUCCAGUCACGCCAGGUGACCUGCAAGCACCACCGCACAGGCAAGGCCACACGAGAGCACCACUGCAUGUGGAGGCCACGCCCCCCCAGCUGGCAGCGAUGCAACGUUUUGUCCUGUGGCAGAGCAGGAGAAUGUCGAGAUAGUACGAGGUACUGUGAGAAGGUCCGACAGCUGGAGCUCUGCCCGCUGCCGCAGUUUAGGAGCCGCUGCUGCUACUCCUGCCGAAAAACCUGAGGGCGAGGUGCCAAACCAGGCAUGUGGAAAGUCUGGAGAGGUUGGGGAAGGUACCAGCGGACACUUAAAACCUUCGAGCCCCAUCCUAACAACCAGCCCUGUCCUCAGUGAUCAGUCUUGGGAUGAUUAAGUGUGGAAAAGAAGUUUCAUUUUGUCAUACCCAAAGUGGUUGUGAUGUGAUUUUCCUUCUGGAUGAUCUGUGUGGGUUUCAAUUUGAAAGCGUUGUUACAAAAGAAAAAACCUGUCUGCUAAUUAAGCCUUUAGUUUCACUUCUCUUUUCUUUUAUUUUUUAGAUCAAAGGUUUAUUUUAAACUGCUUUUACUUUCCAGUCUGUGUAAAUUAUAGAUAAAUUCCACUAUAAACAAUAGAAACCUAGAGUGACCAUAUGCCUUCUGAAAAGGGAACACAGGGCACACAUGCAUUGACUAAUGGCUUCCCACAUAAAUAGAAUCUGGUGUACUUUUGGGAUAUUUUCAACAGUCAACAACCGAACAACAUUUUCAGAGGUAAUCCCAUGAUGAAAUAUGGGAGAUUCCUAAUGAAAGGUUACGUACACAUUUCUUAAUUAUUGAUAGACCUUUUUUAUAUGAUUCCCUAGAUUUCUGGGUAAACCCACAAGAUAGUGAUAACCACUGGAGAGUUGUUUUUCUUUAUUAAUAUGGUUUCUAGACAAUGUUGUUCUAUAAAUGUGACAACAAAAGCACAAGGCUGCUAAUGAUCAGGAAGUAACUUAAAAUCGAAUAUCUGAUACUUUUUGUGUCUGCCACGAGGGGAAUAAAUCGUGCUGCCCUUUUGGGUGAGGUGUUGGAGGCAGAAUGCACAUGUUUUAAUCCCCAGUCUUUGGUUGGAGAGAAAGUAGGACAAUACACAGAUUUUGCAUGCAUUGGUUGCACUAAUGGAGCUGACUGAAGCAGAUCAUUUUUUGGAAACAAAACAAAGCUUAUGUUGCACUUGGAACUCACAAAGUCUUUGUUGAGAACAUGGCUUGCAGAGUUGUCUUUAUUUUUUUAUUUUUUGUUUUGUUUCUAAAGUUACAUUUUGUAGAUAUUGUGUUCUGUGAUAUCUCUCUGAGUUUUUGUCAAAAUGACCUUUUAACCACUUUUGUGAUGUUGCAGCAUGUUUUAGCAUGAGACAAGACCAGUUGCUCCCCUUUGAUUUAACGCAGCCCUAAAAAUGUCACUUCUUUAACACUUUUUAGAAGAAAAAAUGCAACGCUUACCUAUGAUUGCUGUUCUUUUUUACUUUACUGUCGCAUUCACAUCCUGGUUAGUGCCAUAGGGAACCCCAUAGAGCUCAUUAACCAUACUUUCAGUUAUGUGCCAGAUAAGCAGGGUUUGCACUUCUGACUUUAUGUUUUACUGGUUGUUGAGUUGUGGAUAUUAUGUCACAGGAGGAAAAUAUCGUUUAAACAUACAUAUGCUCUUAAGUUAUGUAGAUAUUUGUUGUGUUAUUUUUACUAUUUAUUUUGGAGUUUUCUUGUGCAUAGUUCUGUAAAUACUUUCUGGGGGUGGGGG